Messenger RNA from Symbiodinium natans, 1407 nucleotides. The record is from the annotation of a GenBank genome assembly. Lineage: Eukaryota; Dinophyceae; Suessiales; Symbiodiniaceae.
AUGGCAGUUUCGGUUGAUGUGCAUCUUCUCAGCGGCAAGAGGGUUUCACUUGAAACUCCGGAAGAUGCCACGGUGGCAGAGUUGAACCAGAGCGCCCAAAACGCUCUGGCUGUUGGCAGAGGUCGGCUGUUGAGUGCUGAUGGCCACGUACUGGAUGCCUCACAAACAGUUAAACGAGCGAGGAUACGGAACGGUGAUGAGCUGUACAUGCGAGUACAGCUGCCGGAAGUCACCGCUUGGAGGAAACGAUCGGGUCGUACUUUUGCCACAGUCCUCGGUGAUGGAUCUGUCGAGACCUGGAGCUCUGCUAAAGACCAUGGUGACGACAGUUCUGUGAAAGCUCAGCCGAAGGGCGUGCAGCACAUCCAAGCUUCUUCUUCUGCUUUUGCCGCGAUCCUCGGUGAUGGGUCUGUCGUGACGUGGGGUGAUCGUGGUUCAGGUGGCGACAGCAGUCCCGUGCAAGCUCAGCUGAAGGGCGUGCAGCACAUCCAAGCUUCGUUUUCUGCUUUUGCCGCGAUCCUCGGUGAUGGGUCCGUCGUGACGUGGGGCGAUCAUUAUUCAGGUGGCGACAGCAGUCGCGUGCAAGGUCAGCUGACGGGCGUGCAGCACAUCCAAGCUUCGUUUUCUGCUUUUGCCGCGAUCCUCGGUGAUGGGUCUGUCGUGACGUGGGGCGAUCUUGAUUCAGGUGGCGACAGCAGUCUCGCGCAAGGUCAGCUGACGGGCAUUCAGCACAUCCAAGCUUCUUUUUCUGCUUUUGCCGCGAUCCUCGGUGAUGGGUCUGUCGUGACGUGGGGCGAUCAUUAUUCAGGUGGCGACAGCCGUUCCGUGCAAUCUCAGCUGAAGGGCGUGCAGCACAUCCAAGCUUCUAAGGGUGCUUUUGCCGCGAUUCUUCGUGAUGGGUCCGUCGUGACGUGGGGCGGACGUGGUUUCGGUGGCGACAGCAGUUCCGUGCAAGCUCAGCUGAAGGGCGCUCAGCACAUCCAAGCUUCCGACCAUGCUUUUGCAGCGAUCCUCGGUGAUGGGUCCGUCGUGACGUGGGGCGAUCCGGCUGCAGGUGGCGACAGCAGUUCCGUGCAAUCUCAGCUGAAGGGCGUGCAGCACAUCCAAGCUUCUUCUUCUGCUUUUGCCGCGAUCCUCGGUGAUGGGUCCGUCGUGACGUGGGGUGAUCGUGAUUCAGGUGGCGACAGCAGUCCCGUGCAAGCUCAGCUGAAGGGCGUGCAGCACAUCCAAGCUUCUUUUUCUGCUUUUGCCGCGAUCCUCGGUGAUGGGUCCGUCGUGACGUGGGGCGAUCAUUUAUCAGGUGGCCGUUCCGUGCAGGGUCAGCUGAAGGGCGUGCAGCACAUCCAAGCUUCUUUUCCUGCUUUUGCCGCGAUCCUCUAUGAUGGGUCUGUCGUGUAUUUUCGAUGA